AUGUUAAAAGUACAGCAGUGUGUAACAGCUAACAGGAUACCCAAGAAAAAGCCAUAUAUUUGUGACACUUGCUAUAAACAGUUUGAAACUCCAUCGAAAUUAGCUAGGCAUUAUCUGAUACAUACUGGUCAAAAGCCAUUUGAAUGUCAUGUGUGCCAUAAAACGUUUAGGCAGUUAGUCCAUCUGGAGAGGCAUCAAUUAACCCAUAACCUGCCCUUUAAGUGUAUUGUUUGUCAUAGAAACUUCAAAAACUUAAUUACUUUCUUGAAGCAUCAGCAGCUUCACAAUGCAAAUUAUCAGAAUGAUAUCAAGCAAGCAGGAAAAUCUGUGGAUUCCCAGCAAGACAGGGUCGUUUGUGGCAUAUUUCGAUGUUCUGUGUGCUGGAAGUCUUUUACAACUGAAGAGAGGUGGAUGCUGCAUCAGUGCCUCAAGGCAGAUCAUCUGCAUGGUACCAGAAGGAGAAAGAAAACUCAUGCUUGUGAAUCAUGUAACAAGACAUUUCCUUCAAGAUCUAAGCUAGAAAGACACUUCCUUAUUCACACUGGCCAGAAACCUUUUAAGUGUUCUUCAUGUGGUAAAUCUUUCAGACAGUCAACCCAUUUGAAAGUCCAUCAGCUCACACACACAGAAGAAAGGCCUUUUCAGUGCUGCUUUUGUCAGAAGGGGUUUAAAAUACAGAGCAAACUCAUGAAGCACAAACAGCUCCAUGCCAGAAAUAAGACUGUCCCCAAUAUCAAAUACAAAGGAAAGACUCCUAAAUAUCUCAGACCACAGAAACUGUUGGAAGGAAAGAUGGAUAGUUCUGAGAAUGACCCUUACAAGUCCCAGGAGAAUGACCCACGUGACGUUUGUUCAAUUUAUAUUGUACCCUUUCAGUGUCCAAUGUGCAAGCAGUGUUUUGAAACAGAGCAGGUUCUAAAAUUGCACAAAUGUUGUUACCUGAGAGAUGGCAAAAGUUCAAAUAACUGCACAACGGCUUUCAGCCAUGCAGUCAGCAUGAAAAAUAGGAUCCUGAUGAAGCUGAAGCAUACUGGAGGAAAGGCAUCAGAUUUUUCUGUGACUGGCAGGAAAAAAAUGAAAUCAGGUUACUUUAAAAGUCCUGACCUGGUUGCAGUUAGAGAUCAGCGUUCUGAUAAGAAUGCUUCUACUAAAUUUUUCAAGGACUGCUGUAGCAAGCUUGACAUGCACAAAGCAGUUAGUAAUCGGACGAAAAGAGUAUUUGCCAUGCCAUUAUCUUGGCAAGAGCACCUACAACCUCUCGAAGUAGGAAUUAAUUUAAAAGGUAUGCUUACCGGUGAGCGCAUGUUAAACAUCGAUGAUUCAGUGCAUAAUAAGGAUGAUGCUUUUUAUGGUUCAUCAGAUGAUGGCUUCUUUGAUAAUCCAGAAGUACUUCGCUGUGCUUUUUCAGCUCCUACUAAAAAUAUACAUAACAGACACAAAGUGUGUAAAUGUGACAGAUGUGAAAAAAUCUUUCCAUCUUCAUCCAAACUUCAAAGACAUUAUCUUAUACACACGGGACAGAAGCCCUUUGGCUGUAAUGUUUGUGGGAAGACAUUUAGACAGUCAGUUCACUUAAAAAGACAUCAGCUCACCCAUACUGAAAAGAACCCCUAUAAAAGCUCUGUUUGCCAGGUAGAAUUUGAAAAUCUGAACAAACUUUUCAAUCAUCGGGGAGAUCACAUUGAAUUUAAGUCUUCGCAGCCUGUGGGUUAUUCAGGUUAUUCUCAAACACCUUCACAGGCAGCUGGCUUUCAAGAUUUUGAACUGAUUCAGUCAAACCAAGCGGCUGAAAUCAAAGUUGAAAUUGAGUCAGGGGACUUUGUUCUUGACACCAGCAGGAGAAACACACAGCCUUAUUUGUGUAGUAAAUUGUUGGAAACAGAGCAAAGCUGUUAUAGUUAUUGGCAUGAUUUUUCUGACGGGAUUGAAAAAAGUGAUGUUAAGAAAGUGUAUCAGUGCAGUAUCUGCUUUAAAACUUUCAAAUCGCCUUCUAAGCUUGAAAGACAUUACCUAAUGCAUGCUGGACAGAAGCCAUUUGAAUGUUCAGUUUGUGGUAAAAAUUUUAGACAGUCCCCACAUUUGAAGAGACAUCACCUUACUCACUUUAAAGAGAGAUUAAAGCUGAGUUCCACUGAGCAACAACAAGGGAACAUAUUGUUUUCAUUGUAACUGGAUGCUGUCCCGUGAAAUUAUACAUUAACAUUUUUGGUUGCAUAAUUAUUAAAAGGCUUAUGUUACAUUGAAUAAUUGACUGAAAGGAUUAUCUUUUUAUGUUAUGGAGAAGACCUGAUGAAGAGUUAAUUUGCUGUCUUCAGAACUGUCUACUUGAUUAUAAUAUGUGAUGACAGUGAGAAGAUGGUAAAAAAAACAAAGCAAAGCAAAAAAGCAAUAAAAAAGCUACUUUGCAUUUCUUUUCUUUAAAUGUAUUUAUAAAUUUACAUUCUUACACUGUUGAUGGUGUUGCAGCAAUCUGCAGAGCUCCCUACCUUUUCCUGUAUAGUAUUUCAUGACAGUACGCUGCCCAACGAUAAAUAUCCAAAAGUAAAGAUUAACAAGGUAACUUCCAGAAUACAGGAAAUGGUUCCUUUACUUUCUUCUGGCUCCCUGUACAUUGCAAACAAAUAUGCAAGUGUUGCAUAUGCUUGCUGUAUUUAGUUCAUGCUUUAAAAACAAAAACAAAAAACAGUUAAAUUUAGAUGAAGAAGAUGCAAAAAAAAAAAAAAAAAAAUUUGUGGAAGGGGGAAAGAAUAUUUAAUGAGAAAAACUUGAUUAGCAUUAUAGAACAGUUAAUAAAGAGAAAAAUGAACUGGAUAUUUGCAAUAUGCUUGGAGAUCUGUGGGUGAGGAAUUACAUUUUUAACUUAUUUACGGUAAAAUAUGAGUAGACAAUGCUAAAGUAGCAUGGUUGAUAAUCAUUUAAUCCUUUUUACCACUUCAUUGUUUCCACUUCUUGCAAUAUCUCUUGCUUUUUCAACUUUUCUCUUUUUUUUUUCUUGUCAAUUCAUGCUAUACUGAAUUUUCUACAGGCAAAGAGGGCAAGAAAUUAUCAUUAAUAUUACGCAUGCAGUUACUAUCUGUUCCUUCUGACAUGCGUAUUGCACCAGUAAAAGAAGUGUUCUCUAAGUUGUGAUAAUAGCUCAGACAAGCAGUUUUGUUGGGAAGUCAUGUUCGUGUUACAUUAAAUAUUAGAGACUGAAAAUGACUUUUAGCUCAAAUUCUGGUUUUGUGUUAAUAGAGUCUGUAGUUUUUACUUCUGGUAAGUAGAGAGCUUUGCCCAUUGUACGUGUGGGGCUGGCAAAAAGUGUAAGUGCAGUGGAGCUUUAUUCAUCAAGAACAAGAAUGAAGUUUGUUUGUUUUUCCUCUGAAGAAACUACCUUUUACUGUAUUUUCCUUUGUUACACAGCUUCUGAAUAGUUGAAACAUGAUUUUUUUUAUCCUAUAUCUAAAUUAAUAUAACUGUAAGAUACACGGCAUUCUUUUCACUAUUUAAAUAGAUACGUAUUUAUUUAAGUAAACUUUUUGAUUUUUUUAUUAUUUCUUGAACAACUUAUGUAGGUCUUGCUGUGGCAUAAGCUUUAUAGUAGUUGGUAUAAAUGAAGGAUGAAGGGAGUUUUUAUUUUAUUUUUGUGUUAUUCUUUCCUAUUUUGAGAGAGAAUACAACUAAGAAAGAUACUCAAACAUUUAGUUACUAUGAUUUUUGUAUGACAGGCUAAUUCAGUGUCUUAAGAAUGACUAUAGUUAUAUAUUGAGGUUUUUUUCUCCCCAUGUGAAUUGUUUCAUAUUGAAAGAGAAUACUGUAUAAAAUGUUUUGAAAGCGUAUUGUAGAGCUCUUGAAAUACUUGUAAUAAACUAUUUUAUUUAUAUUGCACUUUUGUUGUAUACUUUAUGUGCAAACUAGAGUAUUGAAAUUAUAAUAUUCAGUAUGCAGAGAAGUCUAAAACUAGGAAUCAAAAUAGCACUUUGUAUGUUAGAAUAAAUAGGCUUAAUUUUUUUCUUCCUUUUUUUUUUUUUGCCAUAGAAGUAAAGUAUAAACAUAUUUAAAGAGAGUAAGAUCUGGUUUUAAGAAGUCAGUCAUUUUAUAAAAUUUGAGUGUAAUGUUUUGAGAACAAUAAGCUUGGUAUGUUUUGAAAAAUACCAAUUUGAGUAAAAUGGAGGAAGAUAAUACACAAAGGUAACUUUGAAGGAUAGACAGGUAGAAAGUAUUACUGUCUGAUUAAUUUAGAAAUUAAUGUAAUCUUUGGUUUCCGUGGGAUUUCAGAGGGGCAGUAAUGACCUUUUUGUUUAUCUAUCUCUCUAUUCUUUUUAUCAAAAGUUUUAUGCCAGUAUAAAUUCAUAAUUUUAGCAGAAUUACUGCAUAAAACAGCUAGAAAGAGGUAAAGAGGUUUCUAAGAGUUGGGAAAAAAUCUAAGAUUGAAAUCCUGUCUCUUGAAGUCAACAGUAAAGUUCUGGAAGCAUCUUUGUGAAUUUGAGCUACAGGGAUUUUCCCAGUGUUAAGAAUCAUAUUUCACAUUGGUCAUUAGUAGGUUAGUCAUUUUCCAUCGUGAUCCCAGGCAAGUUUAAGCCUUCAAUCUCUGAAGUAUAUUGUAAACAGGAGAAGGGUGGGUCCUUCUGUGUUAAUAUUGAACUUCCUUCAGGUGAACUUAUCAAACUGAGUUCAGCUUUGAGGAAGUACUAUGUGAUAUAAAAAAGGUCAAUAUUUGUAUAUUAAUUAUAUACUUAUAUAUAAACUGAGAAAGGUUAACAGGACUUUUUUUUUUUGUAAGGCAAAUGGAGUAUGCAGUACUAAAUUCCCUGGAACUGCAGUGCUAUCUGACCACAUAGUCCAUUUUCUAUCUAGGAAAUAGAGCUAUGGUUAGCUUUAAAACAUUUGCAACUUUACAUGAUUGCUGUGCUAUCCUUGCAGUUUUUGCAGAAAGUCACAACUUGCAAAAUAUGUAUGGGGGGAAGAAAAUCAACUGGAAAAAAAAAAAGCCAUCAGAAAACACAGAAAAAGCAUUUUAUUGUUUUUGUAGCUGCUGAGCGAUUAGGUUGUCACUUGUCUGUGAUCUACUCUUGCUAUUGUACCUACAGCCAACAAGAAAAGUUGAUGAGGCAAAUGGGAAACAGACACAGAAGAAACUUAAUUGAAAUUAAUCAGACCUUCGGCUUCAAACUGUGAUGUUGGAUUUAAUGCUUAGUUUUCCUGUCUUUCUUGUAGCACAGAUGUAAAACUCAGAGUUGUCAUCUCAUAACAGCACCUCACUUGAGUAAUGCUUAGGUAAGUACAGUUGGAUGACUCUUGAAUCAAUAAAGACUAUAGUUUUGGUCCUAAUCGCCCCUUGUCAUAAUGUUCAGAAUGUCUAGAUGUUGUAAGUAACUAAAGGGGUCAUGGUUCCUAUUUCUAACACAAAGUUAUGUGGAGUUUUUAAGUGUAAGUUUGAACUUAAUAGCCCGGUUUUGUCAUCCAGUAGCUAUGGAUGAGAUGCAUCUGAGAGACGGUUAUUGUAAGGAAAACUGAAAUUACAGAUGUGACUCUUCUGUGCUCUCCUAUACCUUAUUUUCUCCAGGCUAAGCAUAUUAAUUGGGCUUCUUCAUAUACAGACUAAAUCUGUCAAGCAGCUUUUAAACAGUAUCUUUUUUAGCAUCGAUUUUAAAAGUAAAUCUUCGAAGUCCAUGAAAAUGGAGGAUUAAUCAUCCUUACACCAACAAAAUCACACACAAGUAGAACUGAUCAUUUCCUUGUUCAGAAACCACUGUUCUAACAUGAACAUUGGCUGCCAUGAGAUAUCACAAGUUUUUGAAUGCUGCUUUGCUUUUGUACUCUGCCAUUUCAGUUCUUGUCUUCUUCCUGGAUCUGCUGAUGUAUGACUUGAUUCUGUUGCACACCUGACAUAAUUUGUGUAUGUGGCUGAAAUUUUUCCUCUUUGCUGGAAUCUUUCCAGUAUAGUAUACUACACUAUAUAUAGUGUGUGUGUGUGUAUAUGUGUGUGUAUAUAUAUAUAUAUAUAUAUAUACUGGAUAUAUAGAUCCUAAUUUGUAUGGAUCUGUGAAACCCCAUGUGACCUAUGGAAGGUCACAGAGCUGUUUGUCACGUAUAUGCUGCCACAGUAUAUGCAAAAUGGUGUGUUGAGAACCUGUCCCAAAAAACUCCAUGAUUCUCCGAAUGUCUGACUACAGAGGACUAUGGGGAAAGUAAAUUUUGGGGCUCUACAUGAGAUGCAUGAGUAAUGAAGAAGAAUAUGUCGUGCAGGUGAGUGGGGCUUUUAAACUAGAAGAGUAUAUGCAGAGGGGAUGUGCGUCUUGGUAGGAAGAUAUGUGAAAGAGGUCUGAGGGCCCACGUAUGGGGCUGAGGAACUGGUGAGUUUGGGGCCACCCAUUUGAAAGUGUGGUGUGAGAAGCAGUACAUGAGUAUGCAAGAAGCUGACCAGCUGUGAUGGAGACAGUGUCUCCUUCUCCACUGAAUGGUUUGGGUAUUUAGGGUAGUUAAGAGUAUAUGGAAAUGGUGGCUAUCCAGCUUUGCCUCAAGCUGCUUCACAGGAUGUGGCACUGGAACGUGUCUUGCUGACGUAGUGAAGGAGAGGAACACAGAAAAUUGGGGCCACUACUGUAAAAAAUAAAAAUAAUAAAAAAUCUAUUCCUUAUCUAAAGAAGCCAACUACCCAUGCUGUCUCCCAUUUAUAUUGCUAAUGCAUUGGUCUAACUAAAUUUCUAUUGAAAUCAUGGAAAACACUACCUUCCUGGCAUGCAAAUUUGUGUUAUUUUACCUGUAUGUUUUAUUUAUUUGGAAGAGUAUACAUUAUAAUGCUUGGUAUGUGCUUGCAAACACAGCUUGUUGAGCUACAGAAACUCAGAUGAUGUCCUCGGUUUUUACUUUAUUUUGAUUUGAAGAGGAUCCCAAAAAUACAGUUGAACAGAGAGACUCCUGUUUGUGACAACACAGGUUUUAUAAACUGUGUGGAAAUUUGCUGUCUUUUAGACACUUCAAGUGUGGCUGUCGGUUUGAGGAUAGUUGUUAAGACUUAUAUGUUAUGAUUUUUUUCAUGACGUUGAGGGCAACUUUGAAGUAGUAAUAUGACAACCUUGUUUGCCAUAGCAAACUUUACCUUGUAUUUUGUACUGUGUGUCCUAGUAUUAAUUAAUAUGGUGGAAGGAAUACCACUUUUAGUGCCGAACUGAUAGCAUUGCUUCUGAAAACAUAUCAAGUGGCACAUAUAUAUAUUUCUUUUUCAUGAUUAUUAUUUUUAAAUCUAAGGCAUCUUAGAGCUUUGAUCAGAGUAGUAGGAAAAUAGGAUCUGAUUUGGUUACUGAGGAUGCAUGCAGUAGAGGAGCUCUCUAAAUUGAAAAUCCUCCCUGAUUAGAAAUGUUGAGCCUGUGGUAUAAGGACUGUUAAAAAAAGAUAGCCUUGAUUGCCUUUUGUGCUAGUCGGAACGCUAUUCUAUGCAAUAGUGAAACACUUUAUGGGUUAAAGUAUAGAAUUUAGAAAUCAGGAGAAAGCAAAUUAAAAUGCUUUAUCUUACAGCUGUGGAGGAAAGUAUGUCUUGAACAUCUUUAAAAAUAACUAGUAACAAAAUUUCUACAUGUUAGUGUUGAAGAUCUUGUUAUAAACAAGUCUACAAUAUUAACAGCAGGGAAUUACCAAAUUACUAGAAAGGAAAAAUCCUUUAGGACUUGAAAAACUGGGCCCUCUCCCUCAUCUUCUUGAAAAGUUCUUAUGCAAUGUUAAGGAAAAUAUUUGAAGAUGACUUCCCACAGUCAUCUUGUCACUGUGCAUUCCUCAGUUUUGGUUGCCAGCUCAAGACCCUGUAUAUGACUUGUAGCUAUACUAUCUUAGAGUUUCAGGUGUAGUCAAUAGAGCCUGUACUUGAAUUUACAAUGUGGUAUAAUGCAUGUAAAAUUAAGUAGUCAUAGCUGAGGGUUUUUGUUUUUGGCCAUAAACUCUUACUCGGUUUCCCCUUCGUAGAACAGGGAUAAUAUCACCAUGUGGAGAGCUUUGCAGAAAUAGAACUAGUUAUUAUUUGUGUAGCACUCAGCUAAUACAUUGAGAGCCUGCAAAAAGAUUAAAGGAAAUGAAUAAUGCUGCUUUCAUAAAGUGCUUGAAUAGUGUGCAGCAAGCAAGGUAAGAUAGAGUUGCACACUUAAGAGGGAGAGGUUAUUAAUUAAAGUUCUUGUCUUGAUGUACUGUCAUUUAGAACAAUAUAAUGCAUAUUCAAAUAACAGAGCAAAUUCAACUUGUCUGGAAACACUUAGCUUAAUACUUAAAGUGUGCUGAUUUUCCAACCAUUCUAGUUUUCGAGGUCUUAUUUGUGGGUAUUUGAGCUUAUGGAUAGUCAGUUACAUAACUAAAUCUAAGUCAUAUUAUUUUGAAAGGUUGAUCUGAAAUUUUGUCAUUCUUCUGUGACACUGUAGUUAACCCAGAGGUUUUUCAACUCAUACACUCUAGGAUUUCACAGUACUACAAAUCUUCCUAAGAGAGUUGUCUACAAUUUUCUUACCAGCAGAGAAUUUCUGCUAGAUGUAGUCUUUCUGUUAUUAAUUUCUGGUUUCUGUGACAGAAAGAGUAGAAUAAGUAAAUACUCAAAAAGAAAAGACGUUUUUGAAAAGCUGGAAACAGUAUGUUUAAAGAGGUUAAGCUGUGGUAUGGAUUUAAGAAGGCACUUUCCCCACAGAAAUUUUAUCACAUAUCACAUUGCACUCACAGGAUUUCUAGCAAAUAUUUCUAGAGCUAUAGGUACUAGCCACUGAUUUCUUAUAUUCAUACCACUGUUCUGCUCCAGUUGCUAAAAAUCCAGCUAAAAGUCUCUGAAGAGAAUUAGGAUACCCCAGAGUCUGUGCUAAGUUGAGCUGUUAGCGAAAUGUGAGCCCAGCAACAGAAAGCUAAGAAUGACAUAAACUCCCAUAUUUCCCCACCUCCCUCACUAGAGGCACUGCUUGCUAUUCUGGGAUAUAAAAGCAGCUGGGUUGCUGAAUUAGCCAUAUUUUUCUCUAGUCAUGAGCUCAGAAUUUCCAUUGAAGUUACUGUAAGUUUUGCACAAAAAUCAAGGGCAGUACAUUGGCCAGAACGUGUGCUAAAUAAAUAUUUAUACACAAAUCAGAAUGCUACUGACGGCUUCUUUACACUUUAAAAUUCUAAAUAUUUUAAGAAGCAUCUGUUACUAAACUGAGGCAUCAUUUUUGAAAGUACCCAUAUUUACUGAGUGGAAGUACACAUACUUGGAAGUACACAUAUUUACUGAGUGAGUACCCAUAUUUAAUGAGAUGAACACUGUGACAAACUCUUGGACUAGAAGAAUGCACAUAAAUAAAAUUGUAAAAGCAGUACAACGUGAUUGAAUUAAAAUUAUAAUGAACAGACUGAACAGUUAGUGAAUAUUAACUACUAUUGAAGAUAAACUAUAUCCAAAGAAAUAACCCCUCUCAUCGUGCCUAAACUUUAUACGUGCUGUGAAAGAUUCCUGUGAUCUUUUUUGAGAAGCUUUCUGAUUAUUAUUAUUUUUUAACCUGAAAGCAAGUUAAAUCAAUACAUUUCUUUUAUUAUUUCAACAGGUAAGAGACACAGGAGGUUUCUGUUCUUCUUUGAAUAAUGUACAUAUUAUUCCAUUUCCAUGCCAUUCAUUCCUCCAUCCCUUUAUAAAACUUAUUUCAUAUAAUUUUGGAAGUAAUAUUUCAAAAUGCUGCAUAUCCAGUCACUUUCCUUCUUCAGUUAAAAGAAAAGCUGUAAGUGCAAGGUUGCAUGCGUGAUGAGACUUGACAUUUGUAAUGUUUGGAGUUUUCUGUUCCAGAGCUCUUCAGAGAUAAUAAAUAAAUAAAUAAAA
This is a messenger RNA of Cygnus olor (mute swan), 9790 nucleotides long. It is a transcript of the gene ZNF770, whose product is annotated as zinc finger protein 770. Gene Ontology annotation, molecular function: DNA-binding transcription factor activity, RNA polymerase II-specific; RNA polymerase II transcription regulatory region sequence-specific DNA binding. Gene Ontology annotation, biological process: regulation of transcription by RNA polymerase II. Gene Ontology annotation, cellular component: nucleus. The transcript has a single exon. NCBI's taxonomy places the organism in Eukaryota, Metazoa, Chordata, Aves, Anseriformes, Anatidae. Bases 1 to 2169 code for a protein of 722 amino acids. The record is from RefSeq and is a predicted model, not a curated record.